AUGGAGCUGGGCACAGGGAGGGGCACACUUGGGGGCUGCAGGGACACCCCAGCAGGGCCCUGCUUCAGCCCACAGGAGCCCGGGUCCCGGUGCUGUCCCCAUGGAGCUGUCCCGGUGUCCCAGCAGCCGCUGAUCAUCCUCCAGCAGCUUCCCGGGCCCCUGCCCCCCCCUGCCGGCCCCCCGCCCAUCCGGGGAGCCCCUCACUCUCUGGCAGAUCUGCUGGAGCUGAUGAUGAUUCAGAACUCCCAGAUGCACCAGGUGGUGAUGAACAGCCUGGCUGUGGCCACCCUGACCUCCUGUGGGCUCGGGCCAGCCCCAGCUGCUGCCCAGGUGAUGGCAGUGCCUUUGCAGAGCCAGGAGGAAGAGGAGGCUGUGGUUUUCCACCAUCACUACAUCCCCUGCCCCGGGCCUGCUCCUGCCCUGCCCUGGCUGGUCCCAGCACAGGGUGAGAGAGCAGCAGCUGUGCGGUACCUGGGCACAGGGGCAGCAGCUGAGGAUGGGCAGAGCCAUGCAGUGCCCCCUCCUCCCCCCCCCAGCGCCACGGGCACCGUGGGACCCAGCGUCUUACCAGCAGCAGAGUACUACGACAUGAUGGAGGAGAGGCUGUGA
Molecule: messenger RNA, 609 nt
Organism: Indicator indicator
Lineage: Eukaryota; Metazoa; Chordata; Aves; Piciformes; Indicatoridae
Gene: PRR29
Product: proline rich 29
Exons: 6
Coding region: 1-609 (202 amino acids)
Source: RefSeq, a predicted model, not a curated record